UUCUUCUGCGGCGCCCGCCUUCGCCUCUUCCUCCUCCUCCGUCACCAGCGCUUCUCCUUCUCCGCCUCUCUCCAAUGGGCUGCCGAUGGAGAGGCGGCAGAGGCAGCUGAGCUCUGCGGAGCCUUGCGGGGCCGAGCAGCGCGGUCUUCCUCCUCUUCCUCCUCCUCCUCUCCUUCGUCUCCCGAUGCCUCUCCUUCCUGCCGGGCUUCUGCAAGUGAAGGGCAGCAGCAGAGCGAGCAGAGACGGAGAGCUGUAGCAACGAGACGGGUCCCCUCUGAGGCCUCCCGUCCGCCCCUUUCCUCUCCUCUUUGCCCCGAGGAUUGGCGGAAACUAUGCGCUUUCCCAGCCUGAAAGUUUCCCCACUCUGCCUCUUCGCCCUCCUCCUCCCUUUCCUCCGGUGCGGAAACUCCCGAGGCUCCCGAAAGGACUGAGGACGCCUCUCGCCUCCUCCGGGGGAUGAUGCGCCAUCUGGGCGCCGAGGAGCCAGCCUCGUCCUCCUCCUCCUGACCUCCUCGGGUUGGCAUCGCCUGGCAUCGGGUUGCCCAAAGGAGCCCGUCUUUCUUUCUCCUCCGGCUGCUUCUCCAGAGUGACUGCGGGCACCCUUGCUCUCCCUCUCAUCCCUUCCUUGGUGGUGUCUUAACUUGAUGCCAAGAAGUCCCUCCCCGACUCUUCCUCCUCCUGCUCUCCCGGGACUGGAAUCGUGCUGCCAAGAGGAAUCCCAGCAGGAGCUGAAGACGCCUCUCCUCUGCCUCUUAUGCCCGCCCUUCCUGGGUCAUGCCUUAACUUGGUGCCCAGAGGUCCUUCCCUGACUCUUCCUCCUCCUGCUCUCCUUUGACUGGCGUUGUGCUGCUAAGAGGAAUCCCCAUCUGGAACUGAAGACGUCUCUCCUCUGCUUCCUAUGCCCCCCUGUCCUCUCCUUUCCUGGGUAAUGCCUUAACUGGGUGCCAAGAAGUCUUUCCCCGACUCUUCCUCCUCCUGCUCUUCCUGGACUGGCACCCACUUGCCAAGAAGAAUCCUGCCAGGAGCUGAAGAUACCUCUCCUCUGCCUCCUCCGACUCCUUUCCUGGGUAAUGUGUUAACUGGGUGCCAAGAAGUCCUUCCCGACUCUUCCUCCUCCUGCUCUCCCUGGAGUGGCGGGAAUCCCAUCUGGGUCUGAACACACCUCUCCUCUGCUUCCUAUGCCCUCCUUUCCUCUCCUUUCCUGGGUAAUGUGUUAACUGAGUGCCAAGGAGUUCUCCCUUUCCUCCUCCUCCCUGGACUAUUGUUAAAUUGCCAAGGAGGACAGAAGGAGCCCUUCUUUCUCCUUGAGUUGGUUCUCCAGGAACUGAAGACUCCUUUCCUCUGCCUCCAGUGUGCAAGAAAUGCCCGCCAUAACAGCUGGGCCUGCUUCAGGAGGACUGCCUUAAAUACCUCAACUUAGUCAUCAAGGGAGUGAGGGACCCCGUAUCCAUCGCAUGGGAUGAUGUGUUAAGCCAUCCCUUGCUGCCACUUCCUCUCACCCUCCUUAGAUUGCCAAAGAAGAGCCCUUCACUCAGGAGGGGACCAGAGGAGAGUAAGCAAGGCUCAUUCUCAGAGCCAGAGAGGGUCACCACAUGUCUCCCCGGACUUGCUUUCUUCAUCCCGGAGGCAGGCCAGCCUCCCAGGGAAGCAAAGGGGGGAUGCCCUCUUCUUCCCCCAGGGCCAAUGCCUGGACCGGUCCAAGGCCAGAACCCCGGGGCCCCUGCUUGUGAUGCUCAAGGGUCCCUUGGGCCCCUGGUGGUUUCCCGCUCCCCAGCAUGAAGGUCUUCCGCCGGAAGGCGCUGGUGCUCUGUUUGGGCUACGCACUGCUCCUGCUCCUCACCAUGCUUAAUCUGUUGGACUACAAGUGGCACAAGGGGCCCCAGCAGUGCAGUGAACCCUCGCCUGCCCGGCGCACACCUUACCCACAGCAGAUGCCCUUCUAUGCCUACCAGUCCCGGUCUGACACUCGCGCCCUCUACGGCCCCCCUGCACCCCUUGCCCGCAAGCGGCAGCUGGUCUACGUCUUCACCACCUGGCGCUCGGGGUCGUCCUUCUUUGGGGAGCUCUUCAACCAGAACCCAGAGGUCUUCUUCCUCUAUGAGCCGGUGUGGCACGUGUGGCAGAAGCUGUAUCCGGGCGACGCUGUUUCCUUGCAAGGGGCAGCCCGGGACAUGUUGAGUUCUCUUUACCGCUGCGACCUUUCCGUCUUCCAGCUCUACAGCACAGCCGGAGCAGGCAAGAACCUCACCACCUUGGGCAUCUUUGGGGCAGCCACCAACAAGGUGAUCUGCUCCUCACCUCUCUGCUCGGCCUACCGCAAGGAUGUGGUGGGCAUGGUGGACGACAAGGUGUGCAAGAAAUGCCCACCACAGCAGCUGGGCCUGCUCCAGGAGGAGUGCCUUAAAUAUCACACCUUAGUCAUCAAGGGAGUGAGGGUCUUUGACAUCGGAGUACUGGCCUCACUCAUGCAAGACCCUUCCUUGGCUCUCAAAGUCAUCCACUUGGUUCGGGACCCUCGAGCCGUGGCGAGCUCCAGAAUCAAAUCCCGUCAUGGUCUCAUUCGAGAAAGCCUGCAGGUGGUAAGGAGCAGGGACCCCCGUAUCCAUCGCAUGCCUUUCCUAGAUGCAGGCCACAAGCUCAAUAGCAAGAAAGAAGGGGGAGGGGGCUCAGACUACCAUGCCUUAGGGGCUAUGGAAGUGAUCUGCGGGAGCAUGGCCAGGACCUUGCAGACCGCUUUGCACCCUCCAGACUGGCUGAAGGGCAAUUAUAUGGCUGUCCGCUACGAGGACUUGGUAGUGGACCCCAUCAAGACUUUGCGGCAGGUGUAUGGCUUUGUCAACUUGAUGGUGAGCCCAGAGAUGGAGAAGUUUGCCCUCAACAUGACCAGUGGGUCUGGGUACUCCUCCAAACCCUUUGUGGUCUCUGCCAGAAAUGCUAGCCAGGCGGUGAAUGCCUGGAGGACAGCACUGAGCUUUCAGCAGAUCAAGCAAGUGGAGGAGUACUGCCACCAGCCCAUGGCCAUUUUAGGCUACGAGAGAGUCAACAGCCCUGAAGAAGUCAAAGACCUUAGCAAAACUUUACUGAGGAAGCCGAGAUUGUGAAAGUUGAGUGAGCAAUCUGUAACUUUUCAGACAAUUAUGUUUGUUUCAUAGAGAAAGAGAAAGAAAAAGUGGCACUUUCUUAAGGACAGCUAAGGAAGAAGAUUUUGAUCCUCCAGAGACUAGUAAGGAUUGGAUCACACAUGUUUGCUUUUUUAAAUUGCUGGGUGAUUAGUAAUUUAAGACACAGAGACUUCAGUAAGUAACUUAUAAGACCUCUUUUUCUCUCCAAAAUGCAAGGCACGUAAUUAUGUCGUGAUGGUGAUCAUGAAGGAUUUGCACAAUUGGCUAAGCUUUGUUUAGGUGAGAGUGGGAGAUUGAGAGGAAUAUUCCAUAAAGUAAAAAUCAGAGACUUGGACUUUUGUAUAAAGAUUUAAAUGUGAAAUGAAUAAAGAAAUUAAUAAAAGGUACUCAUUUUACAAUUA
This is a messenger RNA of Anolis carolinensis (green anole), 3523 nucleotides long. RefSeq names its product carbohydrate sulfotransferase 2 (gene chst2). Lineage: Eukaryota; Metazoa; Chordata; Lepidosauria; Squamata; Anolidae. Gene Ontology annotation, biological process: N-acetylglucosamine metabolic process; carbohydrate metabolic process; sulfur compound metabolic process. Gene Ontology annotation, molecular function: N-acetylglucosamine 6-O-sulfotransferase activity. The coding region runs from base 1776 to 3101 and encodes 441 amino acids. The record is from RefSeq and is a predicted model, not a curated record. Gene Ontology annotation, cellular component: trans-Golgi network; Golgi membrane. The transcript has a single exon.